Molecule: messenger RNA, 1071 nt
Organism: Siniperca chuatsi (mandarin fish)
Lineage: Eukaryota; Metazoa; Chordata; Actinopteri; Centrarchiformes; Sinipercidae
Gene: nme6
Product: NME/NM23 nucleoside diphosphate kinase 6
Exons: 6
Coding region: 273-821 (182 amino acids)
Biological process (GO): UTP biosynthetic process; CTP biosynthetic process; GTP biosynthetic process
Molecular function (GO): nucleoside diphosphate kinase activity
Source: RefSeq, a predicted model, not a curated record
UGGUUCAGUUUCUGGGGACAGUAUUUACGAGCGGACUGACCGGUGCGAGGAGUCAUUGAGCGAUUAUUCGCAUAUUAACGUUAAAAUCACGUUAAUAUUUUCAGUAUAUAGUUACAUAAACCAAAUUAAAAUGACUUGUACUUGUAGACACGGAAUGGACACUUGAUAUUAAAGUAACGAGUUUAUAUUUGCGACAGUAUGGCGGCGCCCGUUGCUGUGCUCUCCUCUUCAAACUGACCAGUAUUUUGGAAACCAAUCAGUAUUCAGAGACAAUGUUGCUAACAGCUCGCCGCCUGUCCAAAGUGCUGCAGCUCACCCUGGCGGUCAUCAAACCAGAUGCUGUAGCUCAUCCUGUGAUGUUAGAGGCUCUUCACCAGAGAAUCCUGGACAACAGCUUUGUGAUUGUUAGAUGCAAAGAUCUCGUGUGGAGGAGACAGGACUCUGAGAGGUUUUACGCUGAACAUUCAGGGCGAUUCUUCUACCAAAGACUUGUUGAAUUCAUGUCAAGUGGUCCGAUGCGAGCGUACGUUUUAGCCAGAGAGGACGCUAUACGUCACUGGAGAGAACUGAUGGGGCCGACCAAAGUGUUCAGAGCCAGAUACACCUCACCUGCUUCCAUCAGGGCCCAGUUUGGACUCACAGACACACGAAACACGACUCAUGGCUCAGAUUCUUUUGAGUCGGCACAAAGAGAAAUCCAUUUCUUCUUCCCAGACUUCUGCGCGGAAGAGUGGAUGGAGAAGGAAGAGCCGUCGUUCAGAUCAGGACAAAUACAUUACGACCAUCAAAAACAGAUCCACACACUUUCAACACAAAGCUGACCCCAGAACUGUUUUUACAGUCACUGAUCCCCAUGUACCUCUUGCAAACUCUGCAAUUGGUCAUCAAUUGCUCAUACAAAAAUGCAAGCUACCAGAGAAGAUGCUACAAUGCUACAUGCUAUCUAUAAUGUAUACUGCAUGAUGAUCCUGGAAAAGUGCAUGUUUAAUGUGUUUUAUUUGUCAGCACAGUUCCUCAGUGUCGAAAUGUUUAUCCUGUGUUUCUGUCAUUAAAACGGAUAUACAGCUUGUA